This is a messenger RNA of Hylaeus volcanicus, 1295 nucleotides long. RefSeq names its product COP9 signalosome complex subunit 7 (gene CSN7). The transcript is spliced from 4 exons. Gene Ontology annotation, biological process: COP9 signalosome assembly. Bases 276 to 1148 code for a protein of 290 amino acids. Lineage: Eukaryota; Metazoa; Arthropoda; Insecta; Hymenoptera; Colletidae. Gene Ontology annotation, cellular component: COP9 signalosome. The record is from RefSeq and is a predicted model, not a curated record.
AGACAGUCGAGAACUUCACAAAGAACUUAUUGAUUCUCGCUAAAUACGUUUCGCUGCGAGUCUUUUCUUCUUCGCGAUGCUCUUGCACGAUGCCAUAUCGUUGUUCCCUGUUGCGUUCGUCUUUUUUGGAUAACUGCGAAUAAUCUUCUGGCGAACGUUUUGUUUUGUUCUCGUAGUGGAAGUUGUACCAUUGUAUCCGUACUCUUGGGUCCACUUGAAGGCAUAUUCAGUAGUAAAGGAUAUUUGGUAUUUGUAAACACUAAAUAAAGUUCAAAAUGACUGGCGGAACUACCACUGAAAAGUCUGCUAAUAAUCCUUUAGAACAGUUUGUGCUGCUUGCAAAAACUGCUAAAGGAGCAGCUGCGAUGGAGCUCAUAAGACAGGCUGUAGAAACACCAGGUGUUAAUGUCUUUGGGGAAUUGUUAGAUAUGCCUAAUAUUAAAGAGCUAGAAAAUGGACCAUACGUGGAAUAUUGGAAUACCUUGAAUUUAUUCGCAUAUGGGACAUAUAAAGAAUAUCUAGGAAGCAAAGACAAGGUUCUGGAUCUAACUCCUACUCAAAAGAAAAAACUUCAACAUUUAACAAUCGUAACACUUGCCACAAAGUCUAGAUGUAUACCGUAUUCUAUACUUCUGGAGGAACUAGAUAUAAAGAAUGUUAGAGAUUUAGAGGAUUUAAUAAUUGAAGCCAUUUAUGCGGACAUAAUACACGGUAAAUUAGAUCAAAAGAAUUCACAGUUAGAGGUAGAUUAUGCUGGCUUAGGACGAGAUGUUAGGCCUGGCGAUACCGGUGUGGUAGCUGAGACUUUAGCUGCCUGGGGUCAAGCUUGCGAUACAGUGUUAGCAUGUAUCGAAGAACAAGUUACGAAAGCUAAUGUUGAAAAACAGAAAGCCACUUACCACAAAGACAGAGUACAGAGAGAUAUUGCUAACAUAAAGAAGUCGCUUGCCGCGCAAGCAGGUGGCGGCGGCGUACAGGAGGCUGAUAUGGCAGGAGGUAGUUCAGGGGCAGGGGGAAGCGAAUCUGGUAGAGAAGCGUUGUCGGUUCCACCGGAUCCAAAGAAGAAGCAACAAAAGGUCAAAAGUAGUAAAGGCAGCGGAUCCACUAAUCCGGUAAAGCACCACGAACUGAACGAUGAGCCAAUGUGAGAAGCUUAGGUGAAGCUUCGUGGCAUAUCACCAACUCGAUCGGAUGAUUCUGUCCCUCUGUCUCUCUAUCUACGGUACUGACGAGCAGCGCAUUGUCUCCUCUGUAAUUUUUGUACUUUUUGAGAAAUAAAACACAUCCUGAAACCA